This is a messenger RNA of Branchiostoma belcheri (Belcher's lancelet), 1213 nucleotides long. Its product is annotated as protein D3-like. NCBI's taxonomy places the organism in Eukaryota, Metazoa, Chordata, Leptocardii, Amphioxiformes, Branchiostomatidae. The record is from RefSeq and is a predicted model, not a curated record.
UUCCGACCAGUGCCCAGUCUAGCUCGACAGCCCACAAAUCUCAACAGACCUCCAGCAAAUAUACCUUCCGCUUGCAGACCAUGGAGAAGCACGGUGUGGUACCAGAUGUCAGUGACUCAGCACCAAAAGGCACUUUGCAGGUCGAGUACGGAGGGCAGAAGGUGGACUCUGGGAACGAGCUGACUCCAACCCAGGUGAAAGAUAAGCCCACGGUUCUGAAGUGGGACAGCGAACCGGGAGCCCUCUACACCCUCAUUCUAACAGACCCUGACGCGCCCAGCCGUGCCAACCCAGAGUACAGAGUGCACCACUGGCUAGUGGCCAACAUUCCCGGAAAUGACGUCAGCAAGGGGGAGGAGCUAUCUCAGUACGUUGGGGCGGGGCCACCUCAGGGAACAGGCCUCCAUCGUUACGUGUUCCUGAUCUACAAGCAGCCUGGGAAGAUUUCCUGUGACGAGCCCAAACUUACCAACACUUCCGGUGACAACAGAGGGAAGUUCAGCACUCGUGACUUUGCCAAGAAGUACACCCUGGGCUCGCCCGUGGCGGGAAACCUGUUCCAGGCACAGUAUGACGACUACGUGCCCGUCCUGUACAAACAACUCGGCUUCUAACCGUUACCAUGCCAACAGAACUUCGUAGAAAUGCCUGUUAUAGUGUACUGUGUAGCAAUAUGAGUCUAUACAACUCUGCUAUCAUGCAGCAAGAUUAAACUGUAAUUUCCAACACAAGAAAUUGGACUCGCCCAAAUUUUCGACUGUACAACUCCAGUCUUUGUCAAGGAAUGAACAAUCCACCGCUUCCGUGACGUCACGCAGAUAACACACGUGACUAUGUGAGCAGUGGAUCAUAGGUUGCAGAAAGUCUGUGGCGCCCCCCGUCUCUGUUGACUCUGAUCCACUGCUCACGGAGUCACGUGUGUCAUCUGCGUGACGUCACGGAAGCGGUGGAUUGUUCAUUCCUUGACAAAGACUGGAGUUGUACAGUCAAAAAUUUGGGUGAGUCCAAUUUCUUGUGUUGGAAAUUACAGUUUAAAUCAGCUGCAUAAUGACUUCUACCAACACAGAUGAACUUUCAAGAUAACUCUACUAUUAUUGACUUAUAAGUAAGCGAAAUAGAUUUUUUGUAUGCUUUUGAUGAAAUACUAUCAGUGAAGUCUUGAUGUAGGACAUACGAAUGCAUCGAUCAAUAAAUCUGCUUUACAUUUGACAAA